UGCGGCUGCGCAGUGGGCACGGCCUUUUCCCCCAGUGCUACGGGCUGUGGACGUUGCGCUGAGCGGCCCCCGGCCUAAGCCGAGACGGGACAGAACCUGGCGCAAUGGGGUUUGUGAAAGUUGUCAAGAAUAAGGCCUACUUCAAGAGGUACCAAGUAAAAUUCAGGAGAAGGAGAGAGGGAAAGACUGAUUAUUAUGCCCGUAAGCGUUUGGUGAUUCAAGAUAAAAACAAGUAUAACACCCCUAAAUAUAGGAUGAUAGUACGCAUUACCAACAGAGAUAUUAUCUGCCAGAUUGCAUAUGCCAGGAUCGAAGGUGAUAUGAUAGUCUGUGCUGCGUACUCUCAUGAGCUGCCAAAGUAUGGUGUGAAAGUUGGUUUGACCAAUUAUGCUGCCGCCUAUUGUACGGGCCUGCUGCUGGCCCGCAGGCUUUUGAACAAAUUUGGCCUUGAUAAGAUUUAUGAAGGCCAAGUUGAAGUGACUGGUGAUGAAUAUAAUGUGGAAAGUGUGGAUGGACAGCCUGGUGCUUUUACAUGCUACCUGGAUGCAGGUCUUGCCAGAACUACCACUGGAAACAAAGUCUUCGGUGCGCUAAAGGGCGCAGUGGAUGGUGGCCUGUCCAUCCCUCAUAGCACCAAACGUUUCCCUGGUUAUGACUCGGAAAGCAAAGAGUUUAAUGCAGAGGUUCAUCGCACACACAUCAUGGGUCAGAAUGUUGCAGGUUACAUGCGUUACCUGAUGGAGGAGGAUGAAGAUGCCUACAAAAAACAGUUCUCCCAGUAUAUAAAGAACAAUGUAACACCUGACAUGAUGGAGGAAAUGUAUAAAAAAGCCCAUGCUGGUAUACGGGAGAAUCCAGUCCAUGAAAAGAAACUCAAGAGAGAAGUCAAAAAGAAGAGAUGGAACCGUCCCAAGUUAUCCCUUGCCCAGAAGAAAGAUCGUGUUGCUCAGAAGAAGGCUAGCUUCCUCAGGGCCCAGGAGCGUACAGCUGAUAGCUAAGAUAUCUUCUACAAUUUUCUAUGAAGACUUUGAAAAGUACAAUAAAUUUAUUGAACCAGCAACUGUGUAGCAUUGGCUUAUUGACAUUUGAUCUAAAGAUGCUUUAUCUAAAUGAAAGUCCCAACAAUCUAUCUGAAAAAGAGGCUUACAAAAUAUUCUACAGCGUUAGAAUCAUGAUGAUGGUCUUCAAGGUAACUUAGUAUGUUUAAGGAUCCAACUUACUGUAUUUCACAGACCACUGGAUAAUGUUAUAAACUUUCAUUUUGUCACCUAU
Molecule: messenger RNA, 1272 nt
Organism: Terrapene triunguis (Three-toed box turtle)
Lineage: Eukaryota; Metazoa; Chordata; Testudines; Emydidae
Product: 60S ribosomal protein L5
Exons: 8
Coding region: 105-998 (297 amino acids)
Biological process (GO): ribosomal large subunit assembly; translation
Cellular component (GO): ribosome; cytosolic large ribosomal subunit
Molecular function (GO): structural constituent of ribosome; 5S rRNA binding
Source: RefSeq, a predicted model, not a curated record